Messenger RNA from Penicillium canariense, 201 nucleotides. RefSeq lists its product as uncharacterized. Lineage: Eukaryota; Fungi; Ascomycota; Eurotiomycetes; Eurotiales; Aspergillaceae. The coding region runs from base 1 to 201 and encodes 66 amino acids. The record is from RefSeq and is a predicted model, not a curated record. The transcript has a single exon.
AUGGUCGAACUGCUCGGCCAGUUCAUCGUCUCGACAGUGUGCUGGGAGCCAGGAUGCCGAAAUACUAUCGAAUUUGCAGUUGAGGGAUAUGGCCUCCUCCAAGGAUGCCCCGCACCAGCAGGAUGUGCCGGGAGAGUUGUGGUUGAUCCGGGGCCAUACCAGGCGGAGUGUGUCGAUGCACCCGACAAGAGCCAUGGCUAG